This is a messenger RNA of Apis mellifera (honey bee), 635 nucleotides long. It is a transcript of the gene mRpL52, whose product is annotated as 39S ribosomal protein L52, mitochondrial. The record is from RefSeq and is a predicted model, not a curated record. Bases 95 to 331 code for a protein of 78 amino acids. NCBI's taxonomy places the organism in Eukaryota, Metazoa, Arthropoda, Insecta, Hymenoptera, Apidae. Gene Ontology annotation, molecular function: structural constituent of ribosome. Gene Ontology annotation, cellular component: mitochondrial large ribosomal subunit. The transcript is spliced from 3 exons. Gene Ontology annotation, biological process: mitochondrial translation.
UAAUAAAUUUCAUACAUCUUUUAUAAUAUAUUUAAAUCAAAACUGGAGAAAAACGAAAGGUUUAUCAGCAAAUCCAAAUAAUAAUAGUUUAUUGAUGAAUUCAAGUGAUUAUUCUUUUAAAAAUAACAAACCUGUUCCAUAUGGUUUAGGACAAUUUAAACGUAUAAAAAAACAUCAAGAUUUUAUGAAAAGAAUUAUUAAACUAGUUGAUGAAAUUGAUUAUGCAGUUGAACGACAUGCUAACUUAAUCAAAGAAAAGAAAAUCCAAGAACAAAAAAUUUUGGAAAGUAGAUUGAAACCUAAAGGUCAAUUAUCAAUAAAUAAUGAAUAAUUGUAAAUAAUUUUAUUAUUCAUUUUUCAAUAUUUUUUCAAUAAUUUUAUUUGAUAAUUUAUUAAAUUGCAAAAACAAAUUUUUUAAAGUAUCAAUUAUUUUAUUUUAAAUUCAUAACUACAACUAUUUAAGCUGAUAAUCAAUAGGAUAUUUUAUGAGUCGUGGAAUUUUAUCUCUUUCCUCUUGUGAAAUAUCACAUAAUUUAACAGGGACAGGUCUUAAUUGCUUGAUCUGGUUGCUAACAUUUUGUAACAUGUCUUCAGGAACAUUUUCAUCAGGAAAAAUGUGUAAUCUUUCCAUAGUA